Arvicanthis niloticus (Nile rat) is the source of this 8481-nucleotide messenger RNA. NCBI's taxonomy places the organism in Eukaryota, Metazoa, Chordata, Mammalia, Rodentia, Muridae. The record is from RefSeq and is a predicted model, not a curated record.
AUGGUCUUGCUUCUCUUUCUGACUUGCCUGGUUUUCUCCUGCCUGACCUUUUCCUGGUUAAAAGUCUGGGGGAAGAUGACAGACUCGAAGCCGCUCACCAGCAGUAAGGUAGAAGCGAGCCUCCUUUCAAGCGAGGGGUCCCUUUCAGCCUCCGAACCAUCGGAGGAGCAGCUACAGAAACAUGGUGACUGCAGCUGUCUGGCGACAACUCCUGACCUGGAGGAGCUGGCCUCCCACAGACGUCCCAGAGAAGCCAGUCAGCAGACGAACUCCAUGCCAAGCUCGGACCAGAAGCCUCCGAGGAACCCACUGUCUUCCAAUGACAGCUGGCCCUCCCCAGAACUCCAAACCAACUGGACAGCGGCCCCCGGCUCAGAGGUUCCAGAUGCCAGUGGGUUGUCCUUCCCAGCCAGGCCUCCGAGCCAGAGAACCGUAUCCCCCUCCAGAGAGGACAAGAAGCAGGCACACAUCAAGAGGCAGCUGAUGACCAGCUUCAUCCUGGGGUCCCUGGAUGACAACUCCUCUGACGAGGACCCUGGCGCUGGCUCCUUCCAGAACUCCUCCCGGAAGGGCAGCAGGGCUAGCCUGGGCACCCUGUCCCUGGAGGCAGCUUUGAACACAAGUGAUCCUGAGUCUCACACACCUACUAUGAGGCCCAGCAUGUCUGGACUGCAUCUGGUAAAGAGAGGCCGUGAACACAAGAAACUGGACCUGCACAGAGAUUUCACUGUGGCUUCCCCAGCCGAGUUCGUCACCCGAUUUGGAGGCAACAGGGUCAUCGAGAAGGUGCUGAUCGCCAACAAUGGCAUCGCUGCGGUCAAGUGCAUGCGCUCCAUCCGCCGCUGGGCCUACGAGAUGUUCCGAAACGAACGUGCCAUCUGGUUCGUGGUCAUGGUGACGCCCGAGGAUCUCAAGGCCAACGCAGAAUACAUCAAGAUGGCGGAUCAGUACGUUCCUGUCCCAGGAGGGCCCAAUAACAACAACUACGCCAACGUCGAACUCGUCAUAGACAUUGCCAAGAGAAUCCCCGUGCAGGCCGUUUGGGCAGGCUGGGGCCACGCUUCGGAAAACCCCAAACUUCCAGAGCUGCUGUGCAAACACGGGAUUGCUUUCCUAGGUCCCCCGAGUGAGGCCAUGUGGGCCCUGGGAGACAAGAUUGCCUCCACCAUCGUAGCCCAGACACUGCAGAUCCCAACCCUACCCUGGAGCGGAAGCGGUCUCACAGUGGAGUGGACAGAGGACAGCCGGCAUCAGGGCAAAUGCAUCAGUGUCCCGGAAGACAUUUACGAGCAGGGCUGUGUGAAAGAUGUGGAUGAAGGCCUGAAGGCAGCAGAAAAAGUAGGAUUUCCUUUGAUGAUCAAAGCCUCUGAAGGUGGAGGAGGGAAAGGAAUCCGCAAGGCUGAGAGCGCAGAGGACUUCCCAAUGCUUUUCCGACAAGUGCAGAGUGAGAUCCCCGGCUCUCCGAUCUUUCUCAUGAAGCUGGCCCAGAACGCACGGCACCUGGAGGUCCAGGUCUUGGCAGAUCAGUAUGGGAACGCUGUGUCACUGUUCGGACGAGACUGCUCCAUCCAGAGGCGGCACCAGAAGAUCAUUGAGGAGGCUCCGGCCACCAUCGCUGCUCCCGCUGUGUUUGAGUUUAUGGAACAGUGUGCCGUUCUCCUAGCCAAGACCGUGGGUUAUGUGAGCGCGGGGACGGUGGAGUAUCUGUACAGUCAGGAUGGCAGCUUCCACUUCUUGGAGCUGAACCCACGCCUGCAGGUUGAGCAUCCGUGCACUGAAAUGAUCGCUGAUGUCAACCUGCCCGCCGCACAGUUGCAGAUCGCCAUGGGUGUGCCCCUGCACCGGCUGAAGGACAUACGGCUUCUGUAUGGAGAGUCCCCCUGGGGAGUGACCCCCAUUCCUUUUGAGACCCCCUUGAGCCCUCCCAUUGCCCGAGGCCACGUCAUUGCGGCCAGGAUCACCAGUGAAAACCCAGACGAGGGCUUUAAGCCGAGCUCGGGGACGGUGCAGGAGCUGAACUUCCGCAGCAACAAGAACGUGUGGGGUUACUUCAGUGUGGCCGCGGCCGGGGGCUUGCACGAGUUCGCCGAUUCCCAGUUUGGGCACUGCUUCUCCUGGGGCGAGAACCGUGAAGAGGCCAUUUCGAACAUGGUGGUGGCUUUGAAGGAACUGUCCAUCCGGGGUGACUUCCGGACCACUGUGGAAUAUCUCGUUAACCUUCUGGAGACAGAGAGCUUCCAGAACAACGAUAUCGACACAGGGUGGCUGGACCACCUCAUCGCUCAGCGGGUGCAGGCAGAGAAGCCGGACAUCAUGCUGGGGGUGGUGUGUGGGGCCUUGAACGUGGCGGACUCGAUGUUCAGAACCUGCAUGACGGAAUUCUUGCACUCCCUGGAGAGGGGUCAGGUCCUCCCGGCUGACUCUCUGCUGAACAUUGUGGACGUUGAGUUGAUUUACGGAGGCGUCAAGUAUGUUCUCAAGGUGGCCCGGCAGUCCCUGACCAUGUUCGUCCUCAUCAUGAACGGCUGCCACAUCGAGAUCGAUGCCCACCGGUUGAACGACGGGGGUCUGCUCCUGUCCUACAAUGGCAGCAGUUACACCACGUACAUGAAGGAAGAGGUAGACAGUUACCGGAUCACUAUCGGCAAUAAGACGUGCGUGUUUGAAAAGGAAAACGACCCCACUGUCCUGAGAUCCCCCUCGGCUGGGAAGCUGAUGCAGUACACGGUGGAAGACGGAGACCACGUGGAAGCUGGGAGCAGCUAUGCGGAGAUGGAGGUGAUGAAGAUGAUCAUGACCCUGAAUGUGCAGGAGAGUGGCCGGGUGAAGUACAUCAAGCGGCCCGGCGUUAUACUGGAGGCUGGCUGCGUGGUGGCGAGGCUAGAACUCGAUGACCCUUCAAAAGUGCACGCGGCGCAGCUGUUCACGGGGGAGCUCCCUGUCCAGCAGACUCUGCCCAUCCUUGGGGAGAAGCUGCAUCAGGUGUUCCACAGCGUCUUGGAUAAUCUGACCAAUGUCAUGAGUGGCUACUGCCUGCCCGAGCCCUUCUUCAGCAUGAAGCUGAAGGACUGGGUCCAGAAGCUCAUGAUGACGCUCCGGCAUCCCUCCCUUCCUCUGCUGGAGCUGCAGGAGAUCAUGACCAGCGUGGCAGGCCGCAUCCCGGCCCCUGUGGAGAAGGCAGUCCGCAGGGUGAUGGCCCAGUACGCCAGCAACAUCACCUCGGUCCUCUGCCAGUUCCCCAGCCAGCAGAUAGCCACCAUCUUGGACUGCCACGCCGCCACCCUGCAGCGCAAGGCGGACCGAGAGGUCUUCUUCAUGAACACACAGAGCAUCGUGCAACUGAUCCAGAGAUACCGCAGCGGGACCCGUGGCUACAUGAAGGCUGUGGUGCUGGACCUCCUGAGGAGAUAUCUGAACGUGGAACAUCAUUUCCAGCAAGCCCACUAUGACAAGUGCGUGAUCAACUUGAGGGAGCAGUUCAAGCCGGACAUGACCCAGGUGCUGGACUGCAUCUUCUCACACUCCCAGGUGGCCAAGAAGAACCAGCUGGUGACCAUGCUGAUAGAUGAGCUGUGUGGCCCAGACCCCACCCUGUCCGAUGAACUGACCGCCAUCCUCAACGAGCUCACACAGCUGAGCAGGAGCGAGCACUGCAAGGUGGCUCUCAGAGCCAGACAGGUCCUGAUUGCCUCUCACCUCCCUUCUUAUGAGCUACGGCACAACCAGGUGGAGUCCAUCUUUCUGUCCGCCAUCGACAUGUAUGGCCACCAGUUCUGCCCAGAAAACCUCAAGAAAUUAAUACUUUCAGAAACGACCAUAUUCGACGUUCUGCCCACUUUCUUCUAUCAUGCUAACAAGGUCGUCUGUAUGGCGUCCCUGGAGGUUUACGUGCGGAGAGGCUACAUCGCCUACGAGUUAAACAGCCUGCAGCACAGGGAGCUCCCAGACGGCACCUGCGUGGUGGAGUUCCAGUUCAUGCUGCCCUCUUCACACCCCAACCGGAUGGCCGUGCCCAUCAGCGUCUCUAACCCUGACCUGCUGAGGCACAGUACGGAACUCUUCAUGGACAGCGGCUUCUCCCCACUGUGCCAGCGGAUGGGGGCCAUGGUGGCCUUCAGGAGAUUUGAGGAAUUCACCAGGAACUUCGAUGAAGUCAUCUCCUGCUUCGCCAACAUCCCUACAGACACUCCGCUCUUCAGUAAGGCUUGCACCUCCCUGUACUCGGAGGAUGACGGCAAGAGCCUUCGAGAGGAGCCCAUCCAUAUCUUGAAUGUGGCCAUCCAGUAUGCCGACCACGUGGAGGACGAAGCGCUGGUGCCAGUCUUCCGUGCUUUUGUGCAGUCCAAGAAACACAUCCUCAUGGAUCACGGACUCCGAAGAAUCACAUUCCUUAUUGCUCAAGAGAGAGAAUUUCCCAAGUUCUUCACCUUCAGAGCGAGAGACGAGUUUGCAGAAGACCGGAUUUAUCGCCACUUGGAGCCUGCCCUGGCCUUCCAGCUGGAGCUGAGCCGGAUGCGUAACUUUGACCUGACUGCCGUGCCCUGUGCCAACCAUAAGAUGCAUCUUUACUUGGGAGCUGCCAAGGUGAAGGAAGGGCUGGAGGUGACUGACCACAGGUUCUUUAUCCGAGCCAUCAUCCGACACUCAGACCUGAUCACCAAGGAAGCCUCCUUCGAGUACCUGCAGAACGAAGGGGAGCGGCUGCUGCUGGAAGCCAUGGACGAGCUGGAGGUGGCUUUCAACAACACCAGCGUGCGCACCGACUGCAACCACAUCUUCCUCAACUUCGUGCCCACCGUCAUCAUGGACCCACUCAAGAUCGAGGAGUCGGUGCGUGCCAUGGUUAUGCGCUAUGGCAGCCGGCUGUGGAAACUCCGCGUGCUGCAGGCCGAGGUUAAGAUCAACAUCCGGCAGACAACCUCGGACAGCGCCAUCCCCAUCCGCCUCUUCAUCACCAACGAGUCCGGCUACUACCUGGACAUCAGCCUCUACAAAGAAGUGACGGACUCCAGAUCUGGAAACAUCAUGUUUCAUUCCUUUGGUAACAAGCAAGGGAGCCUGCACGGGAUGUUGAUCAACACGCCCUAUGUCACCAAGGAUCUGCUCCAGGCCAAGCGAUUCCAGGCGCAGUCCCUGGGGACCACCUAUGUGUACGACUUUCCGGAGAUGUUCAGACAGGCUCUCUUUAAACUGUGGGGCUCCCCAGAGAAGUACCCCAAAGAUAUCCUGACAUACACAGAGCUGGUGUUGGACUCCCAGGGCCAGCUGGUGGAGAUGAACCGGCUUCCCGGUUGUAACGAGGUGGGCAUGGUGGCCUUCAAAAUGAGGUUCAAGACCCCGGAGUAUCCAGAAGGCCGGGACGCCAUUGUCAUCAGCAACGACAUCACCUUCCAAAUAGGCUCUUUCGGCGUAGGGGAGGACUUCCUGUACCUUCGGGCAUCUGAGAUGGCCCGGACAGAGGGCAUCCCCCAGAUCUACCUGGCAGCUAACAGUGGGGCCCGUAUGGGCCUGGCUGAGGAGAUCAAACAGAUAUUCCAAGUGGCUUGGGUGGACCCAGAAGAUCCCCACAAAGGAUUUAGAUACCUGUACCUGACGCCCCAAGACUACACCCGGAUCAGCUCCCAGAACUCGGUACACUGCAAGCACAUCGAGGAUGAAGGUGAAUCCAGGUACAUCAUCGUGGAUGUCAUCGGGAAGGAUGGUGGCCUGGGUGUGGAGAACCUGAGGGGCUCAGGCAUGAUUGCAGGAGAAGCUUCCCUGGCUUAUGAGAAAACUGUCACCAUCAGCAUGGUAACCUGCCGCGCCCUUGGGAUCGGGGCUUACCUGGUGAGGCUCGGACAGCGGGUGAUCCAAGUGGAAAACUCUCACAUCAUCCUCACAGGGGCCAGUGCUCUCAACAAGGUUCUGGGAAGAGAGGUCUACACAUCCAACAACCAGCUGGGCGGCGUGCAGAUCAUGCACACCAACGGAGUCUCCCACGUCACUGUGCCAGAUGACUUUGAGGGUGUCUGCACCAUUCUGGAAUGGCUGUCCUAUAUGCCGAAGGACAAUCGCAGCCCAGUCCCCAUCAUCACUCCUUCUGACCCCAUCGACAGGGAAAUUGAAUUCACCCCAACCAAAGCUCCCUAUGACCCCAGGUGGCUGCUUGCAGGGAGGCCUCACCCAACUCUGAAGGGGACCUGGCAGAGUGGGUUCUUCGACCACGGCAGUUUCAAGGAAAUCAUGGCACCUUGGGCCCAGACUGUGGUGACCGGAAGAGCAAGGCUGGGGGGCAUCCCUGUGGGAGUGAUUGCCGUGGAGACUCGGCCUGUGGAGGUGGCUGUCCCUGCUGACCCUGCCAACUUGGAUUCUGAGGCCAAGAUCAUCCAGCAGGCGGGCCAGGUGUGGUUCCCGGACUCGGCCUACAAGACGGCGCAGGUCAUCAGGGACUUCAACAGGGAGCGCCUGCCUCUCAUCAUCUUUGCCAACUGGAGAGGCUUCUCUGGCGGCAUGAAGGACAUGUAUGAACAGAUGCUGAAGUUUGGCGCCUACAUCGUGGAUGGCCUCCGCCUGUUCAAGCAGCCAAUUCUCAUCUACAUCCCACCCUGUGCUGAGCUCCGUGGGGGCUCCUGGGUCGUCCUCGACUCCACCAUUAACCCCCUGUGCAUAGAGAUGUACGCGGACAAAGAGAGCAGGGGUGGUGUUCUGGAGCCUGAGGGCACAGUGGAGAUUAAGUUUCGGAAGAAAGAUCUGGUGAAGACCAUACGGAGGAUAGACCCAGUGUGUAAGAAGCUCCUGGGACAGUUGGGGAAAGCCCAGCUCCCUGACAAGGACCGGAAAGAGCUGGAGGGCCAGCUGAAGGCCCGAGAGGACCUGCUGUUCCCCAUCUACCACCAGGUGGCAGUGCAGUUCGCUGACCUGCACGACACACCGGGCCACAUGCUGGAAAAGGGAAUCAUUUCUGAUGUCCUAGAAUGGAAGACAGCGCGCACCUUCUUAUACUGGAGGCUGCGCCGGCUCCUGCUGGAGGCCCAGGUGAAACAGGAGAUCCUCCGAGCCAGCCCCGAGCUGAGCCACGAGCACACGCAGUCCAUGCUGCGACGCUGGUUUGUGGAGACAGAGGGCGCUGUCAAGGCCUACCUGUGGGACAGCAACCAGGUGGUGGUCCAGUGGUUGGAACAGCACUGGUCAGCCAGGGACAGCCUGCGUUCCACCAUCCGUGAGAACAUCAAUUAUCUGAAGCGGGACUCUGUCCUCAAGACCAUCCAAAGUCUGGUUCAAGAACACCCAGAGGUGACCAUGGACUGCGUGGCAUACCUGAGCCAGUACCUCACGCCAGCUGAGCGGAUACAGGUGGUUCAGCUGCUGUCUACCACGGAGAGCCCGGCUUCCUCCUGAGCAACUCCGGCCAUCCCCAGGACCCACGGGGGCAGUGGGCGUGGCAUGCAAACCCCUGGACAGUGGGCGUGGCAUGCGGACCCCCCCCAGUGGGCGUGGCGUGCGGACCCCCCAGUGGGCGUGGCGUGCGGCUGGCCUUCCAUGGGACGCUGGGGGCUUAUUUUGGGAAAAUUCAGGAAGCCACCCUGAGUACUCUGAACGUAACUGCUGUUCCUGACCAGCGUCUUCCUGGACAAAAGGCCCCUGUGUCCCUGUUAGGUGGGUGCAGCCUCUCCUCACCCCAGGGACUUCAGGGUCGUCCGCCGCUGCCUCUCUGAGGAGAACUGAACCAGUCGCUCCAGGUUCCUUGUGAUUUUUGCCUGGGAUGGGGAUCCAGUGUCUCAGCGCUCACUGUCCGAUCACAAGACAACUCGUACCAACCACGCUGGUUUGCACUCAGCCCCCUGUGUCCUUCAGCUGAGUAAACGGGCCAAAGAAAACAUCUUUUGGUGAUGAAGCUUAUUAGACACUUAGGUACCCAGGCAAGAACAAAAAUGAUUUCCUUUUUUUUUUUUUUUUUUCUGAAAAUUUUUAUUUAAGAGAAGAAAAUGACAUUUUGUUCUCCAAGUGGCCCUAGUGAGGCAGGGCAACCGUCUUAUAGACAGCCUCUUCCAUUAGAGAGAUUCUCCAGAGAUAAAGGACAAAUGGACUGGAUGCUUGGCAUCCGGCAGGGACUGGACCUCACUCCAUGGAUUGACCACCCAUAUGGUACCCAGUGCCUUCCUGCCUGAGCGCAGCGAGGCUGCCCCUCCUCCCUCCCAGGACCCCUGACCAAUACACUUCCUCACCUUGUGCCUUGAUACCACGGCAGGAGCCAACAACUCUGGGCCAGUGACCCAGGACUGUGCUGCAAACACUCUAGUUCUGCUCACAGAGACUUUCCCAGCACCCACAGGCUCUGCAGCGUCCGGGUCUGAAUGAGACAUUCUGUGCCAUGUCAGGGGCUGGGGAAGCCAUUGGGGGUGAAGGGUUCUUCUGGGCAAGGUCCAGACCGCCACUAGCUGCUGCCCUGACCACUUGAGUGCACUGAAGAGGCUGCCGGGAGAUCUGCAAAAUAAACUAUUU